AUGAAUAUUCUUACUUGGGGUUGUAGAGAUAUAGUUCAAGCAAGUGAUCACUUGGGUGCAAUGUUAAGAGCAUUAGCUUCUAGAUUCUUGUUGAUUUCAUGUCUAUUUAUCUUGGUCUCUGCCACUGACAAUGACUUUGUGAAUUGUAAUUGCGAUGAUGAGGGUCUCUGGAGCAUACAAAACAUUCUAGAAUGUCAGAGAGUGAGUGAUUUUUUGAUUGCAGUUGCCUAUUUUUCGAUACCAAUUGAACUUCUUUACUUUGUUAGCUGCUCCAACUUUCCUUUCAAAUGGGUCCUCCUUCAGUUUAUAGCAUUCAUAGUCCUUUGUGGACUGACACAUUUGCUCAAUGCGUGGACUUAUUAUGGACCACACUCGUUCCAGCUGAUACUGCUCCUCACCAUUGCCAAAUUCUUCACGGCUUUGGUCUCAUGUGCAACUGCCAUAACCCUUUUAACUUUGAUUCCUCUUCUUCUCAAAUGGAAAGUGAGGGAGCUUUUCUUACAGCAAAACGUGUUGGAAUUAGACCAAGAGGUUGGGAUGAUGAAGAAGCACAGGGAAGCCAGUUGGCAUGUUAGAAUGCUAACCCAAGAAAUUAGGAAGUCACUCGAUAAGCAUACGAUAUUGUAUACCACUCUAGUUGAGCUUUCUAAGACUUUGGAUUUGCACAAUUGUGCUGUAUGGAUGCCGAAUGAGAAUAGAACGGAGUUCCACCUCACCUAUGAGUUGAAAGCUAAUUCUCAAAAUUAUCACCUUUCUGUCCCAGUUAAUGAUCCUGAUGUGUUAGAAAUACAAGGUAGCAAGGGGGUCAAGGUUUUGAGGCCCGAUUCAGCACUUGGGGCUUCAAGUGGUGGAGGGUCGGAGGAGUCAGGUGCUGUGGCAGCAAUCCGGAUGCCAAUGCUACCUUUUUCAAAUUUCAAAGGGGGGACACCUGAAUUAGUGGAUACUUGUUAUGCUAUACUGGUUUUGGUUCUUCCAAGUAUGAGUACAAGUUGGAGCUACGAGGAAAUGGAAAUAGUGGAAGUAGUUGCUGAUCAGGUGGCUGUGGCUUUGUCACAUGCAGCAGUUCUUGAAGAAUCACGAGUAAUGAGGGAGAAGCUGAGUGAGCAAAAUCGUGCAUUGCAACAGGCUAGGAAGAAUGCAAUGAUGGCAAGCCAGGCAAGGAACUCAUUUCAGAAAGUGAUGAGCCAUGGGAUGAAGAGACCAAUGCACUCAAUCUUGGGCUUGCUUUCUAUGUUCCAAAACGAUGAUACGGGCUUCGAGCAAAGGAUUGUUAUUGACACAUUGGUCAAAACCAGCAAUGUGCUUUCAACUUUGAUUAAUGAUGUGAUGGAGAUUUCAGCAGAAGAUACUGGUAGGUUCCCUUUAGAGAUGAGGCCCUUUCGUCUACACUCCAUGAUCAAGGAAGCUUCUUGCCUUGCCAAGUGCUUGUGUGUGUAUAAAGGUUUUGGUUUUGAGCUUGAUGUUCAGAGUUCUUUGCCUGAUUUAGUGAUAGGAGAUGAAAGAAGGGCCUUUCAAGUUAUUCUACAUAUGGUUGGAUAUCUUUUAAACAUCUAUGAUGGAGGGGGAAAUGUUGUAUUUCGGGUUUUUUCAGACAGUGGUAGUGAAGGCAAGACAGAUAGAAUGUUGGGGAUGUGGAAACCAAAUGCUCCAGAUGAGUUUGUAUGUAUAAAGUUUGACAUGGAGAUCAGAGAGGGAAGUUCUCUAUCAGAUGGAGCUAGCUCAACCACAAAUGCUUCUGGUAGGAGGCAAAACAGUGCUGAAGUUAAGGAGGGUCUCAGCUUCAGCAUGUGCAAAAGGCUUGUACAGGUGAGGCAUAACAAAUUAUUUUAUCUAUGUAGACUACACAUAUGGCAUUCUUUGUUAAUUAUUGCUGCAUUAUUGUGA
Dovyalis caffra is the source of this 1884-nucleotide messenger RNA. The record is from the annotation of a GenBank genome assembly. NCBI's taxonomy places the organism in Eukaryota, Viridiplantae, Streptophyta, Magnoliopsida, Malpighiales, Salicaceae.